UGCUUGCGUCCGGCUACAUUAUAACAUGUUUGUUCAAAAGUGCUGCGAGGUUGAGAAUCAACGAGGCUCGCUUUACGGUUCAGGAUAUAGACUUCACUCUGUGUACACACUACGUCUACGGCUAUGCCAGGGUGGACGUCAGCCGUAAUACCAUCUCUUCCAUGGAGCCAGACAUAGAAGAAGGACCCAGUGGGCUGUACAGACAUUUCAACAGCGCCAAAGAGAAACUCAAGUCCAUCAAGACACUGCUGUCUGUUGGAGGGUCUGCUGCCAGCAGUGAUGCCGAUUUCCAUGCGCUGCCUGACUCAGACACCGACCUUCUUCAGUUCUCAGAAAACGCUCUGGCAUUUGUGAAGCAAAACCACUUUGAUGGUCUGGAUGUCGACUGGCAGUAUCCCGACAACCCGGCCAUGAAGAGAAAGCUCGGUAGGCUUUUGCAGGCUUUGCGGCGGUUAAUUGGCAACGAACCGAUCCUGCUCACAGCUACGUGUCCAGGAUUUUCCUCCAAAGUCACCAAAGGAUUUAAUGUCCCAGAGAUUGAAAAAAACGUGGAUUUCGCAUUCGUCAAGGGAUUCGAUCUCGUCUACAGUGUUAUGCUUCACGCCACGUUUAGUAGCCCGCUCUACCAUGACCAGCACAUGUCACAGUUGCCGUUUCUUAACGUAAACUAUUCCAUUCACAACUGGCAUAACCUGGGUAUGCCCUACAGGAAGAUGGUGCUGGGUGUGACAGCCGUAGGGCGUGUAGUGAAACUCUACAAUAUGUCCCGCACCAGUCCCAACUCACCAAUCGACACACGAGUGCUCAGACUGGAAGUCUGUAUGGGAUACAUUCCGGCUGGGCCUACCCAGAGGUUAGUUUGCCUCCAUAUGUCUUCAUCGAAACAAUUCUUCGACAAUGUCCAAAAAAAUCCAUACUUGGUCAGUGGCGAUCUCUGGGUUGGGUACGAGAAUGAACGAAGCCUUGAAGAGAAAAUUAAAUUUUUAAGACGACUAAACAUGGCGGGGGUGUAUUUCUCUUCAUUGGAUGAGGAUGAUUUCUCUGGGAAGAUAUGUAAAUCCGGCAGAUUUCCCCUUCUGUCUCACAUCAAGCGCGUUCUAGAGUCGGAGGGAGACACAACAACUUAUCCAGACAUCCCCACCUGGUAUCAGCUGAGAAAGAAAUAUAUCCUACUCACUGUAUUGUACAUAGUCGGAUUUGCUAUAGGUGUUGUCUUUAUUGUAUUUAGAAGAAACAAAUUCUCACACAAUCGACGCUGA
Messenger RNA from Candidula unifasciata, 1259 nucleotides. The record is from the annotation of a GenBank genome assembly. NCBI's taxonomy places the organism in Eukaryota, Metazoa, Mollusca, Gastropoda, Stylommatophora, Geomitridae.